AGCCCCGCCCCCGCCCGCCGGCCCCGCCCCCGAGCUCUUUUCCUGCCAGCCUGCGAGCUCCACGCAGACCUCCCGGUUCGACAGGCGGCGCGGCGGCGAUAAAAUGUCGGUUCCAGGACCUUACCAGGCAGCCCCCGGGCCUUCCUCGGUGCCCACUGCGCCCCCAUCCUAUGAGGAGACGGUGGCAGUGAACAAUUACUUCCCAACGCCUCCAGCCCCAGUGCCUGGACCAACCACGGGGCUCAUGGCGGGCCCAGAUGGGAAAGGCACGAGUCCUCCUUUGUACUAUACCCAGCCAGUGCCUGUCAUCAACCCCAGUGCCAACGCAACAGUACAGACCGUCUUCGUGCAGCAGCCCGUGUCCUUUUUUGACCGUCCCAUCCAGAUGUGCUGUCCUUCCUGCAACAAGAUGAUCGUGACUAAGCUGUCCUACAAUGCCGGUGCCCUCACCUGGCUGUCUUGCGGGAGCCUGUGCCUGCUGGGGUGUGUCUUGGGCUGCUGCUUCAUCCCCUUCUGCGUGGACGCCCUGCAGGACGUGGACCACUACUGUCCCAACUGUAAAACCCUCCUGGGCACCUACAAGCGCUUGUAGGACAUGGCCAGGCGUGGAGGGAGCUGCGUGCUGCAGGGAGUUGCCCGAAUCUCAGCCAUCCCACCCCUGGGACAGGCUCAGCUCCAGUGGUCCCAUCUCUCCACCUUCGUGUCUUCUUUUGGGGGGAAAAUGUCGCAAAAGUCACAAACCUCCAAAUCCCAGAAAUUGCUGCUUGGAGAGAUACACGGGACUUGCAGAGACAUUGACCUUUGAGUGUGGGUUCAAGGGUUUCCUGCCUACCCACGACCCCAAAGCCACCCUGACUGUGACGUUUCCCCAUCUGAUUAUCCUCCCGUGAUUUGCCUUCCUGCCUCAGUGGGCCCUUUCUCUGGCCUCCAACUGAGAAGCCACAGUUUGCCUUAUUUCUGAGACUGUUGUACCUGGCCCUCGGCGGAAGCAGCCUGUCGCACUUGUCAUCUUGUCCUUCUCUUCCCGCCCCAUGACAAAAAUCUUGCCUUAGAGACUAUGGGUUUGGCUCUUAGAUUUUGUACUUGCAAACUUUUUUGGCACUCAAGCUCACUUUAAUUUCUUGAUGUUCUUGUAAGUGCAAGGAAGGGCUGUUAACUCCCACCAGACACAGAUCCGUGAGGUCAUAAGUGCAAAGUAAAAGAAAAUUAGGGCUGGAUUUUAUCAUGUUUGCCUUCCCUUGUUUCCUCAGCACCACUUUAUAUGAAGGGAUUUUUUUAUGGUUAAUAGUAUUAACCGCUUUCGUGACCUCCUUUUGAUCUUGAACACAUUUGAAGCUAAUUUGGAAAGGAGGGUUUUAUAGAAUUGUUUUCUGUAACCGUAGGAUGGGUAUCGUUUUCCCAUCUGUCAGUGUACUCUGUUUUUGUUGGGUUUAGGAGACAGGGUCUUGUGUUGUCCAGGCUGGUCUUGAACUCCUGGGCUCAAACGAUUCCCUCUGCCUUGGCCUCCCAAUUAGCAGGGGUUUCACAUGCUUAUCACCAUGCCUUUUCUUUUUUCCUUAAGAGAAAAAUAAGUGGAUAAUUUUAUCCAUGGCCUUUACAUGGAUUUAGGGUGGUUCUUAACAGCCUCUCAAAGUGGGGCUCCUUUGGGGUUCCCAGCAGAGCGAGGCGGGAAAGCCUGGUUGGGCCCGUCCAGGUGCUGACAGUGUGGGGCACCAGAAGUGUCUCAAAGGAAUCUAAAGUCUGAUUUUAUUUUUUCAGAGGUCCCCUUUGUUAUAUAACAGCAAUGUGAUUUCUGGGACUCAAACUGCAGCCAGAGUUCUAGGUUGGCUGCUGUGUCACUUUGAAAUCGAGACAGAGCUGGGCUCGCCUUUCUGGAGGCCCCAUUUUGAAACUCAACUGGCACAGGGAAUUUCUAUGAAUGAAUACUCGUGUAGAAAUCCAACCUAACCCUUGGACGAAAAUCUGUGUAUUGGCUGAAAUUUAUAACCAUUGAUUCAGCUUUGUUCACCAGUGUUUUGGAAGUGCCAGUAAUUAUUUUUGCAGUGAAUUAUGGAUACCAUAUAAUACUUUGGUGUUAUCUGCUUUUCAAAAAAUAAAAGUCUUUGGUUCACUCUGAACUAUUUAUCAA
This is a messenger RNA of Chinchilla lanigera (long-tailed chinchilla), 2128 nucleotides long. RefSeq names its product lipopolysaccharide-induced TNF factor (gene Litaf). Lineage: Eukaryota; Metazoa; Chordata; Mammalia; Rodentia; Chinchillidae. Bases 104 to 592 code for a protein of 162 amino acids. Gene Ontology annotation, biological process: regulation of cytokine production. The record is from RefSeq and is a predicted model, not a curated record. Gene Ontology annotation, molecular function: zinc ion binding. The transcript has 4 exons.